AUGAGUUAACUUUUUAUCAAUACUGCCAAGGCAACCUUCUACGGUCCAAAUGGAACAGGUCGUGACACUUACAUCUACAACAAUAACGGAGGUCUCACUGCUGGAAUCAUGUAGAAUGUUCAGCCUCCAGUGGGUACUCUCGUCAGUCCAAUCAAAAAGCAUAUUGCUGUAAAUAAACCAGUCAUUCAUUCUCGAUCAAUCCAAUAUCAUAGCAAUGGCUCAGGCAGAGACUCAUAUAUAGUGAGAGGCUAGGGUGGAUUCUAGAUUGACAGUUCCCCUGGGGCUCAGAGCAAUUCAUUUUAUAACAGUUUAAGGCAGUAUGACCCUAAUCAGAGAUAUAUUAUGCGCAGAUCUGGUAGUAACAGUCCUUCUGGCAACAUGACCAGUCCUACUACCAACUCUAAAAAGAAUCCAUUCAAGGACUACUUGGUUGAGGGCUAAAAUACCUAUUCCAACGGCUAAGUCAAGCAUUAACUCAAUGCCCUUAAUAUGUAUCAGAAGCAAUUAGACAGCAGACUAUCAUAACCUAAAUACUCACUUCAACAGGAUGGCAACAUGAUGGAAUAAAGCAGAUCAGCCCUUAACAUCACUAAAGUCUAGAAUAAAUUCCAAGGCAGCAGUACUCAGAGCAUACCCAAUGGAAGAGAGUCUUUAUGA
Molecule: messenger RNA, 657 nt
Organism: Stylonychia lemnae
Lineage: Eukaryota; Ciliophora; Spirotrichea; Sporadotrichida; Oxytrichidae
Source: the annotation of a GenBank genome assembly